CUCCGCCACUCGCGCCGCCCGACCGGUGGGAGCCAGCCGCCCGGAGCGUGCCCGCCCGCCGCCGCCGAGCGACCGUUUGACCCGCAGCCAUGGUUGAAGCGGACCGCCCAGGAAAGCUGUUCAUUGGGGGCCUCAACCUCGAAACCGACGAGAAGGCCCUCGAGGCUGAGUUUGGCAAGUACGGCCGCAUCGUCGAGGUGCUCCUGAUGAAAGACCGAGAGACCAGCAAGUCGAGGGGCUUCGCCUUCGUGACCUUCGAGAGCCCCGCAGACGCCAAGGCCGCCGCCAGAGACAUGAACGGCAAGUCCCUGGAUGGUAAGGCCAUCAAGGUGGCCCAGGCCACCAAGCCGGCGUUCGAGAGCGGCCGGCGCGGCCCGCCGCCCCCUCGCAGCCGCGGUCGCCCGAGGUUCCUGCGCGGGACCCACGGGGGCGGCGGCGGCGGCGGCCCGCGCGGACCCCCCUCCCGGGGCGGGCCCGAUGACGACGGCGACUACCCGGGGGAGUUCGACCCGCGGCCCUCCAGGGCCCCGAUGCCCAUGAAGCGCGGGCCGCCGCCGCCGCCGCGCAGGGCCGGCCCGCCGCCCAAGAGGGCCGCGCCCUCGGGCCUGGCUCGCAGCGGCAGCGGCGGCGGCGUGCGCGGGAGGGCCCCGGCCGCGCGGGGGCGGGACGGCUACUCGGGCCCGCCGCGCCGGGAGCCGCCGCCGCCGCGCCGCGCGCCCUACCUGGGCCCGCGGGAGGAGGGCUACUCGUCCAGAGAGGGCUACUCCAGCCGCGACUACCGCGACCCGCGGGGCUUUGCCCCCUCGCCCCGCGAGUACGGCCACCGCAGCUACGGCCACUCCGGCGCGCGGGACGACGGCCCCGUGAGAGGCUACGGCGACCGAGACGGCUACGGGGGCCGCGACCGCGACUACGGGGACCACCUGAGCGCGGGCUCCUACCGCGAGCCCUUCGAGAGCUACGGAGACCUGCGCGGCGCCGCGCCGGGCCGGGGGACCCCGCCGUCCUACGGAGGAGGAGGCCGCUACGACGAGUACCGGGGCUGCUCGCCCGACGCCUACAGCGGCGGCCGCGACAGCUACAGCAGCACUUACAGCCGGAGCGAGCGCUACUCGCGGGGCCGAGACCGCGUGGGCAGGCCGGACCGGGGGCCCCCUCUGUCCGUGGAGAGGGGCUGCCCUCCGCCGCGUGAUUCCUACAGCCGGUCGGGCCGCAGGGUGCCCAGGGGCGGAGGCCGUCCAGGAGGCCGCUUGGAGAGAGGGGGAGGCCGGAGCCGAUACUAAGCGGGAACUGACUUGGAAGCGAAAGUCCCUUUUCGAAGAAACUAACAAAAAGAAGAAUCUGUUGUGAUAACUACCCAAGGACUAGUAACUACCCAAGGAAGAGUUGUUCUUACGCUUUAAAAAUUUUCUGUUAAAAUCUUCUCCAUUUUUAUGUUUUUCGGAGCAAAAUCUUAACAUUCAUUUAGUUUUGGAGUUGUUAACGUUUCUUUCAACAAGCUCAUGUUAAAAGUCUAUGAACCUGAGUGCUAGUCUUCUUAUAUUUACAAGUAGAACCUCGGUUAAUGGCUUCUUCCCUUGUCAUUUUUCCCGAUAAACGAGGCAAACAGUUCUAAGAUAUUUCGUAAACAUCCGCUCACCUAAGAUGGAAAAAUGGAUCAUUCUGCUCAUUUAAAGCAACUAGAUUUUGGGUGGCGAAUGGGAGGGAUUGUUGUAUGCUACUCUUAAGAUUUCAAGAUAUCUUUCAAACUGAAAUCUCUGUGUUCCCAGUAUUAAAAACCAAACAAACCGCAGUAACAACACAAAUGAUUUAAAUCAAAUGUUUAUAUUCAUUCAGUAAAUUUGAGAAGCAAAUGGAUAAUGUUGGCC
Saimiri boliviensis boliviensis (Bolivian squirrel monkey) is the source of this 1868-nucleotide messenger RNA. RefSeq names its product RBMX like 2 (gene RBMXL2). Lineage: Eukaryota; Metazoa; Chordata; Mammalia; Primates; Cebidae. The record is from RefSeq and is a predicted model, not a curated record. Gene Ontology annotation, molecular function: RNA binding.